Melampsora larici-populina 98AG31 is the source of this 378-nucleotide messenger RNA. RefSeq lists its product as uncharacterized. The coding region runs from base 1 to 378 and encodes 125 amino acids. Lineage: Eukaryota; Fungi; Basidiomycota; Pucciniomycetes; Pucciniales; Melampsoraceae. The transcript has a single exon. The record is from RefSeq and is a predicted model, not a curated record.
AUGGCUGUGAAGAUUUAUGGUCACGUCACUGUGACGAAAAACGUUCGUAAGAGUAUCAGAACCCGAAAGUGUAGAUGUAAAGGUGCUCAAACACGUACUCGACAUCAAACCCCCACACCCAAAAGAUCUCCACUUCCAUCAAUCCAUCAAGACUGGAAGUUCUGGAAAAGGAUCACGACCCUUCCUAAACAUCUCCUCAGAAUUCUCUCGUCAGACUGUAACCUUUGGGCGUAUUCAACUACUCGACCAAUGCUGAUGACUAUAAUCCGGCACUUCAAUCCUGGUCAUCGCAUCCGACAGUGUAUCUUGAAGGCUGAGUUGAUUGAGAUGUUUGAGGAACUUGUGGCACAAAAGUAUGGCCUUUUCUAUGGUAUUUGA